Sycon ciliatum is the source of this 549-nucleotide messenger RNA. Its product is annotated as armadillo repeat-containing protein 7-like. The record is from RefSeq and is a predicted model, not a curated record. Bases 1 to 549 code for a protein of 182 amino acids. Gene Ontology annotation, molecular function: protein binding. Lineage: Eukaryota; Metazoa; Porifera; Calcarea; Leucosolenida; Sycettidae. The transcript has a single exon.
AUGUUUAGCUCUCAAUCCUAUUUGGACAAAAAGACUGGGCAAGAUGGAUUUGGACGACGCGCCUACUUGAAACAGCUGGUAACUGAAUAUCAAACGACCUCGAAUCUAACCUCCAAGAAGGAACUUCUGGCCAACCUUUCAAACUUCUCGUAUGAUCCUAUCAAUUUUGAUAAGCUGAAGGCAUUGCGUGUGCCUGUUCUCUUCGUUCACUGUCUGAGCGAAGAGGAUUGGGAUGUUGUGGAGCUAGCAGCAGCUGGACUGUGCAAUGUAUCUGCUGACAAAUCAUGUGCACAGCUGAUCGAUUCAGCUGGCGGUACUCCUGAGCUGAAGCGUCUCCUCAGUAGCUCCAGAGAGGCAGUUGUACUUGCUGCACUCACCACCCUGUAUUACAUGGCGUUUGAUGGCCAACUCCUGAAAUCAAUAGCCGAUCCUGAGGUCAUGGCGUGUGUGGAUGAAUUUGCAACGUGCAAGAACCCUCGCUUGAAGAAUGUUGCUGCUGUUUUUCUUGAUCACUUUCCGUUGCGAUCGAAGCCACAACCAGUGACCUGA